Striga hermonthica is the source of this 1371-nucleotide messenger RNA. The record is from the annotation of a GenBank genome assembly. Lineage: Eukaryota; Viridiplantae; Streptophyta; Magnoliopsida; Lamiales; Orobanchaceae.
AUGCCCUUCACUUAUGGGGGCUCUGAGCAGCAACAAUCGAAACCCAGAUUCAGUUGCCGCGCAAUUCGAUCACACAUUUCAUUUCUUGACCCGAAACCGAGGGUUCGCAGAGAAAUUCACGCUCCGGUUAGGCUUCGAAGUUUAGGGUUCUUUUCUGGCACAGGUAGAGUCGAGGGCGUUGCAUUCCCUGCAAAAAUGGGCAACUGUUUCGGGGCUCUAUUUUCGUGCAGUAAUUUGAGUAAUGGCGCCGUAAAAUGUUUCGGCCUUUUUGAGAAAGACGAGGAGAAGGUUGGGUUUGAGAAUGCGGACAGGGAGAACUUAGUUGAUGGGUCGGAUGAUUCAAGUGUCGAAGAGGUUGAGGUUGUCGAUAUUUCAAGAAGUGAGUGGGUGAUAGGAUAUGGGGCCGUGAGUUUUAAGGAAGAACAGAAGUUUAAAAUGGUCGUGAAAGAUUCGCGAUUUACGGAGUUUUCUCUGAUUGAAGAUGUGAAUGCAUCGGUGCUGCCUGCUCACAAGAAGCUGUAUGAUUCGACGAAAUCAAGCGAUGAUAGGCCGAGUCAAUUGGACUUGGAUAUGGAGUACAAUGAGAAGUGCCUCCAGGGGUUACGGUUAUCUCGACCUCAGAAAAAAGACAGACAUGUUAGAAAGGAUCGGGUUGGCGAAUGUUUUGUGCCUAUUACGGAUGAGGAAGAAGAGUUGGUUGCUUCUGCAUUGUCGAAUUUCAAUUGGGAAAAGGUUGUGGUGAGCCAUGACAAUUCUAAUAUUGAUAUCUCAGGAGAGAAAUUGCAGUGUUUGAGGCUGCAAAAAUGGCUUAAUGAUGAGGUCAUUAAUUUGUAUCUCUAUUUGUUGAAAGAAAGGGAAGAAAGAGAGCCUCAGAAGUUUUUGAAAUGUCAUUUCUUUAAUACUUUCUUCUAUAAGAAGCUGAUAAGUGGAAUAGAUGGCUACAAUUUCCAAGCUGUUAGAAGAUGGACCACACAGAAGAAGCUCGGAUAUCACCUUUUAGAUUGUGAGAAAAUUUUUGUGCCUAUCCAUCAAGUAGCGCAUUGGUGUUUGGCAAUCAUCAAUAAUAAGGAUAAAAAGUUUGAGUAUCUCGAUUCACUCAAAGGUUUUGAUAGCCAAGUGAUGAGUGCACUAUCUAGGUACUAUGUUGAUGAGGUGAAGGAUAAAAUUGGAAAAGAUAUUGAUGUCAGUUCAUGGGAACAAGUAUUCGUCACAAACCUUCCAGAGCAAGAAAAUGGGUUCGACUGUGGAAUGUUCAUGAUCAAGUAUAUGGACUUCUAUAGUAGGGAUAUUGGACUAUGUUUUAACCAGAGUGACAUGCCAUAUUUUAGGAGACGGACGGCUAAGGAGAUCUUGAAGUUGAGAGCCGAGUGA